AUGAAUUCUUUAAGUUUGGAUGCAUUAAUAUAUGAUUUUGUUUUAAGACAAUCAAAGAAUAGAUGGCCAUAUGGAUCAUUAAUCAUAUUUGUAUUACAUAAUGGAUUUAAAAUUAUUGAAUUGGUAUUAUUAUUAAUAAUUGAAUUAAAAGUUAAUGAAGAUUCUCUAAUAUUUGUAAUAUUAAAAUUAUUAAAAUAA
This is a messenger RNA of Dictyostelium discoideum AX4, 198 nucleotides long. RefSeq lists its product as hypothetical. Bases 1 to 198 code for a protein of 65 amino acids. The transcript has a single exon. NCBI's taxonomy places the organism in Eukaryota, Evosea, Eumycetozoa, Dictyosteliales, Dictyosteliaceae. The record is from RefSeq and is a predicted model, not a curated record.